AUGUCCCCACGGUGCCACCACCCCCUGGAGCCCCUAUGUCGCCAAAGUGCCACCGCUUCCCAGCGAUACCAUGUCCCCACGGUGCCACCACCCCCUGGAGCCCCUAUGUCGCCAAAGUGCCACCGCUUCCCAGCGAUACCAUGUCCCCACGGUGCCACCACCCCCUGGAGCCCCUAUGUCGCCAAAGUGCCACCGCUUCCCAGCGAUACCAUGUCCCCACGGUGCCACCACCACCCCCCCAGUGUCACCACAGUGCCACUACCCUGUGAUGCUACUGUGUCCCCACGGUGCCACCACCACCCCCCCAGUGUCACCACAGUGCCACUACCCUGUGAUGCUACUGUGUCCCCACGGUGCCACCACCCCCUGGAGCCCCUAUGUCGCCAAAGUGCCACCGCUUCCCAGCGAUACCAUGUCCCCACGGUGCCACCACCCCCUGGAGCCCCUGUGUCGCCAAAGUGCCACCGCUUCCCAGCGAUACCAUGUCCCCACGGUGCCACCACCACCCCCCCAGUGUCACCACAGUGCCACUACCCUGUGAUGCUACUGUGUCCCCACGGUGCCACCACCCCCUGGAGCCCCUAUGUCGCCAAAGUGCCACCGCUUCCCAGCGAUACCAUGUCCCCACGGUGCCACCACCACCCCCCCAGUGUCACCACAGUGCCACUACCCUGUGAUGCUACUGUGUCCCCACGGUGCCACCACCACCCCCCCAGUGUCACCACAGUGCCACUACCCUGUGAUGCUACUGUGUCCCCACGGUGCCACCACCCCCUGGAGCCCCUAUGUCGCCAAAGUGCCACCGCUUCCCAGCGAUACCAUGUCCCCACGGUGCCACCACCCCCUGGAGCCCCUGUGUCGCCAAAGUGCCACCGCUUCCCAGCGAUACCAUGUCCCCACGGUGCCACCACCACCCCCCCAGUGUCACCACAGUGCCACUACCCUGUGAUGCUACUGUGUCCCCACGGUGCCACCACCACCCCCCCAGUGUCACCACAGUGCCACUACCCUGUGAUGCUACUGUGUCCCCACGGUGCCACCACCCCCUGGAGCCCCUGUGUCGCCAAAGUGCCACCGCUUCCCAGCGAUACCAUGUCCCCACGGUGCCACCACCACCCCCCUGGAGCCCCUGUGUCGCCAAAGUGCCACCGCUUCCCAGCGAUACCAUGUCCCCACGGUGCCACCACCCCCUGGAGCCCCUAUGUCGCCAAAUGUCACCACAGUGCCACUACCCUGUGA
Messenger RNA from Aptenodytes forsteri (emperor penguin), 1239 nucleotides. RefSeq names its product leucine-rich repeat extensin-like protein 2. The coding region runs from base 1 to 1239 and encodes 412 amino acids. The record is from RefSeq and is a predicted model, not a curated record. Lineage: Eukaryota; Metazoa; Chordata; Aves; Sphenisciformes; Spheniscidae. The transcript has 3 exons.